Molecule: messenger RNA, 696 nt
Organism: Entrophospora sp. SA101
Lineage: Eukaryota; Fungi; Glomeromycota; Glomeromycetes; Entrophosporales; Entrophosporaceae
Source: the annotation of a GenBank genome assembly
AUGUUCCUUAUAAAUUACGAGCCAUGCGGCAAUGGUAAUGGACAAAGCCAUCCCGGCGGACGUCUCGCCAAACUGGCUAGACAGGGCGAGGGCGAUGCUGAAAAAAUUGCAACCGAAAUAAUUGAAUUAGAAAAAAAUAUUGUUAAAGAACUAGUUUCAUCAACAUACGGAAAUUUAGAUGACGAACAGCAAAAAAAAAUAUUCAAAAGAAUUUUCGAAGGCAAAGAUGAGUCAAAAGAUAAUCCGCCUGAAUUUUUCUCAGACAAAACCAAACUAAACCCUAAAACCAUUAAAUAUCAAUUUAUAAAAGCCGAUGGGAACAAAUUAACUUACGAGGAAUUUAUUCAACUUUUAAGUAAUAAAAAUAAAGACUUUUUAAAGCUAUUCAGACAAGAACUAUAUCAAAUUGGGUUAGAGAUGGGCGGCUAUUUUUGGGAGUGUGUUCCCGUAGCAAAAAGUGAUAUUGGUAGAGAGUUGGAAUUUGUCGUGGUUAAAUCAGAAUUAUUAGAUAAAAACCAAGAUUAUUCGAGUUUCCAAGAACAUAUCAGCAAAUACAAAGACCAACCUGCUUGUAGUUUUCUCAAUUUAGGAGGAGACGCAACUUUAAUUAUUCCUCUCCCCCACAAAAAAGGAGACAGCGAACUUGAUUAUAAAAAUCUAAAAGAGUUUAAUGAUAACGCCCCUGAGGAGCAGUGA